Leptinotarsa decemlineata (Colorado potato beetle) is the source of this 3672-nucleotide messenger RNA. RefSeq lists its product as uncharacterized. The record is from RefSeq and is a predicted model, not a curated record. Lineage: Eukaryota; Metazoa; Arthropoda; Insecta; Coleoptera; Chrysomelidae.
UCCGAACAAACCAUCGGUUAGUAACAGAGCUAACGAUGAAUUAUAAAUCUAUUCAUUAUCGAAAACAAGUGUUUGUGUCCUCUUAAACUUUCUUCCAACGUAGAUAAACAACAAAGGAAAUAAACUGUUUGUUUCAUAUUCUACCAGCGAUAUGGAGGUCAAAUGAGGUGAAAUCAAGUGUGAGUAAAAACUGGCGUUGAUUAUAAGAGAGAAAAUUUGAAUAUAUCAUGAAAUCAUAUUGACUACAUCAUAUCAUUAACCAUUCUAUAUUUUUUUUCUUCGAAGCCUUGUUCACCUGUUACAUGUGAAGCAUUUUUUCUAAGAAAUAAUUUGUCUUUCUUGUUAACCUUUGUGAAUAUCAUCUUUGUGUCAAUCUCAAAAAGACUAUUGACUGGUACAAUAUAAUUGGAGUUAUUAUAAACGUGAAGUAGUAAGCAGAUUAUGCUUCCUGUAUCCUUCUUGCAAUAUGAGUGUUCAAAAGUAUGUGACCCAAGAGAGAGCAGAAAUGGAGUAACUGGAAUGAAGCUGACGGGGCUGUAACCUAAACUAAUGUCACAGUUGAAAGAAGCUGACAUGGAAAUAACUGAAGACAUCAACGAAAUGAUAUCACGAUAUUAAUCCAAAAAUAGAGGAGCAUUUGCAAAGAGAUAAAAUUUUAUAUAAAGUUUAUAUAUUCACGACGUCCGGAUGGCCCAAAGAAAUGAAUGAUGUCAAUUUAAAACCAUAUUUCAGAAGACACUAGGAAUUAUCACAUGAAAACAGCGUAUCAAUGCAGGGACAUUGUGUCAUCGUUUCAGAACAUUUACAAAAAACAAUUUAAGUUCCAGAUUUGCCAAGGAGAUCCAUCAGUUAAACGAGUGAGAUUAGAUGACGCUGCAACACCUAUGUACACAAGUAAUUGUUGUAAUGUGACGCUUCUAUUGAUUCAAGUGAAUUCUCACAAUAGAAAUCUGCAACAUAAGAAUAAUGCAUGUGUACAAUUCAGUGAUGGUGUUCAAAUUAUAAAGAGUGCCUUCAAGCGUCGGAUUGCUACAUACAGGGUGCAGAGUUCCAUAAUUUCCACCGAUUACAUGUCAUUUUUUAACGAAAUCAGGCAGAAAGUUAUUGAAUUAUUGGAAUCAGCUAUCAGGAUUCACAAAAUAAUCAAAGUGAAUAUAGAAGUAUUUGGGAGUUAUAUUCUGCAAACGCAAGACCUGAAGGAAACCAGAUCAUUUAACUCUCGAAAUGGAAUUAUCGCUCAAACUACAGAAUUCCAGGAACGUGAUUCAGGUUGGACUUGUGAAAAAAUCAUGUUUCUGGAGGUGAACAUCAAUAAAUAUAGCCCACUCAGUGGAUGUUCAUAUUUGAAGCUACCUGAAUGUAUCGAGUGUAGGAAGACCGUGGUUAAUGUCCGUAAUGAAGAUCAGCAUUAUUUUGCAUGGGCUAUCACUUCGGCACUACAUCCUGCAAUCGAUAGAACGUCAGAAGUUUCAUCAUAUCCACAUUACAAUACUGUCAUAGAUGUAACAGGUUUUUUAUGAAGAAAAAGUAGUACUUGUCGGGUAUCGUGCAAGUGGUCCAAUAGUCAAAAUGCAACAGGGAAGCCUAGAAAGUUCCACUGCUCCAACUCCUGCUCCAUCUACAGCCGUCGGUGAGCUGAGGGAAGAUUCAGCUCAAGACUCUGAUUGGUUCAUUUGUGGCGCCAGGCUAGAGCAAUAUUUCAUUGCAAAUGACAACACAUAUGAUGUAGUAAAACGUCCCACCUACUCGACGAAUUUGGUGAAGACUCUUGUAGUAAAAAGUAGUAAAACCGGCAACAGUGGAAACCCUGUCAUGAAAAAGUGUAUUUUUGGAAAUCAUUUUUGUAAUUUCUGUAACAGAAAGUGUCUUUUGGUUAAAAAUUGUUAUAUCAAAGGCAAUAAUAAUCAUUUCUUUAAUAAUAAGGAUGACCUAUCAUCUGAUGAUAUUGGGUUGAUCAGAAAAAAAAAUGUGAAUUUGUUAACUUAAACAAUAUAGCUGAUAUAAAAAACAAAUUAUCAAAAAAGUUUGCUAAUGGUUCAGGUAUAUGAUUUAUGUAAAUUCACUGGUGGAACGCUGCGACUAGAUUCACAGGAGGGAGCCAAGUUGAAGGUUUGUAAAGCUUCUUCUGUACCUUUCGCUUUGACCAUUGUGCCAAUAGUUAAGAAAAAUGGAUCCAUCAGAAUUUGUGGUGACUAUAAAAUCACUCUAAAUCCUGUAUCAUUAGUUGAUAAAUAUCCAUUGCCUCGCAUUGAAGAAUUGUUUGCGUAGUUACAAAGUGGAGUUGAAUUAUCAAAAAUUGAUUUUUCUUAAGCUUGUCUGAAAAUCGAACUUUAUGAUGAGUCCGAAAGAUUAACUAAAAUUAACACUCACAAAGAAUCAUUUGUUUAUAAUCGUUUACCUUUCGGAAUUGCCAGUGCUCCGGAAAUGUUUCAGAGAGUAAUGGAUCAAGUUUUAGCGGGUUUAGAUGGGGUUGUUUGUUUUUUAGACGAUAUUUUGAUAACAGAAAAAAAUUGGGUUUCUCAUUUGGAUAAAACGGAACUAGUUUUUGGAAGGUUACAAACUGAUGGAUUUACUAUAGCGUUAGAUAAAUGUGAAUAUUUUAAAGAGUCAGUGCAUUAUUUGGAUUAUAAUAUUGAAAAAUACGGGUUACAAAAAAGUGAGGAUAAAGUUGGUUCGAUGAUUGAAGCCUCAAUACCUAAUAAUAUAACACAGUUUAGGUCAUUUUUGCGUUAUGUGAAUAAUUAGCAAUGCUCCUGUUCUGGAACAUUUCAAUCCAGAUUUGCCAGUAAAGUUAACAGUGGAUGUUCAUAUUAUGGUGUUGGAGAUAUGAUUUCACAUGUAAUUGAAAAUGUAGAGAAACCUAUCAGUUUUGCUUCUUCAACUCUAUCAAGUAACCAGCAAAAACAUUCGCAGUUAGAAAAAGAGGAAUUGCCCAUUGUGUUUGGGGUGCAAAAAUUUCAUUAAAACCUUCACAGUAGAAAAUUCACAAUAAAAACUGACGCGAGGUGUUCAAUAAUUUUAUUUGGUGAUAAAAAGGGAAUUCCUUCAGUAGCUACCAGUAGAUUCUACCUUCUUAUGUGGAAUAUGUUGAAUCUUGCUUGCCUUCAAAAUGAACUACUUAGAAAGUUUGACAGAAGUUUCUUAUUUAAAUUUUACGUCGUCAAACAGUGAAUGUCCUGUUGAUUGGGAACAGUACAGGAUUGAAACUCAAAAUGACAAAACUUCGACGCAAAUUUUUAAGUAUGUAAACAUGGGUUAUUAUAUGUUAAUUAUAAAAAUAAUUUUCCAGUUGUUGAUAGCUGCUUGAUGCUGGGGCACAAGGUCAUUGUUCCUAGUAUUUCACAAAAAAAUAUCUUGAAUCAGUUACACCCAGCUCAUUUUGAAAUGGCAAAAAUUAAAAGUUUGAUUCGUUUUUAUCUAUGGUGGCCGCAAAUAAAUAAUUUUAUUGAAAUGUUAAUUUAAUUUUGUGAACAUUGUUUAAAGACGAGAAGACAAAAGUAUCUUUAGACUUUAUAUUGAUUUUUGGGUCCAAUAUUUGAUAAGUACAUUUUAGGUUUGGUGGAUGCUCAUACCAAAUAUUUAGAGGCUUUCAUUACUCCGAACACUAAAUCAAUACCAAAAUUGAUUGUUUCUUUCCUUUCUUUGGAUUCGCCCUUUUUUUUUAUCAAGAUG